Messenger RNA from Misgurnus anguillicaudatus (oriental weatherfish), 4628 nucleotides. The record is from RefSeq and is a predicted model, not a curated record. Lineage: Eukaryota; Metazoa; Chordata; Actinopteri; Cypriniformes; Cobitidae.
GCCGCGCAUGUGCAGAGAUGUCAAACUCAACAGCGACAGACUGGAAACUUAGCGAUAAUACCAUAAUCCACCCACGGUGAAAAGACGCCCUUAAUAACGUAUUAUUUAUUUUUAUCUAUUUUUCAACUAUGGGAACUAAACCUAAACUAGGAAAUAUAUCUGUUGGUGCAUUGUUGAGUGGGAGUUUUUCUCGUUUUCAGACGGUGUUUAGUGACUGAAAACAGUUAGCUGGACUCUUGACAUUCCGUGGACUGGAAAAAUGUGAUUCAGGAAAUUCAGGCGUCGUUUCGCUCGUCCGGUUGUUUACAGGUUUUUCGGUCGAUUCUUUUACACAAAUAAAGUACACUUUGGGUCGUCGCAGUCUUGGGAUCAAACAAAAUUGCGAGUGGACAGUGACACGUAGCGCGCUAGGCUAAAUUAGCAUUUAACGGGUGAUUUGUUGUUCAGAAACUUCUACAUAAGACUCUUUAGAUCACUACAUACACAACACAAAAACGACAUUGCGUAAGUGAAUCCAAAUGAGCCACAAUUGUCGGUCAAUGUAGUUUAGUUUUGCCUGACUUCAGAUCAGUUAACUUACGGUUCUUAUGGGAUGUAAAUAAUAUGCUGUAAGUGAAAAGAUGAUGAUGGCUCGGGAGAAUGGACGUUUGUCAUCAGAUGACACUAUGAGUGUGAGGACUCUGGGCAGUCAGUUUGAUGAGGAGAGCUCUUUCGGAUCGGACUCUGAGAUCGAUGGAUUUACCAGCUCAAGAAAUACUGACAGAUAUGGAUUUAUCGGAGGAGCCCAGAAGUAUUCACCCGAAUCGGCUCAAGAUGUUCCUCUGGAGGUGUUAAGACACAGAGAAUUAAAAUGGUUGGACAUGCUGAACCACUGGGACAAAUGGAUCAGUAAAAGGUUCAAAAAGGUCAGACUUCGAUGUCAGAAAGGAAUCCCACCAUCAUUACGGGGCAGGGCAUGGCUCUACCUAUCAGGUGGAAAAGUGAAGAGGGAACAAAACAUUGGGAAGUUUAAGGAGCUGGAUGACAUGGCCGGAGACCCUAAAUGGGUUGAUGUGAUCGAGAGAGACCUACACAGACAAUUCCCCUUUCAUGAGAUGUUUGUGUCACGAGGAGGUCACGGGCAACAGGAUCUCUUCCGGGUGUUAAAGGCUUACACCCUAUACAGGCCAGAGGAGGGUUACUGCCAAGCUCAGGCUCCUAUAGCAGCAGUGCUGCUGAUGCACAUGCCAGCGAGGUAAACCCGAAACAUCGAUGCAUUUUGGGGUCUGGUUCAGAUUUGUGAGAAGUAUCUGCCUGGAUAUUACAGCACAGGCCUGGAGGCAAUUCAGUUGGAUGGGGAAAUCCUGAAUGCACUACUGAAGCGUGUGAGCCCUGUGGCGUAUCGGCACCUUGACAAGCACAAGAUAGAGCCCAUCCUCUACAUGACAGAGUGGUUCAUGUGCGCCUUUUCCAGAACUCUACCCUGGGCCUCUGUGCUAAGAGUGUGGGACAUGUUCCUGUGCGAUGGAGUUAAGAUCAUUUUCCGUGUUGGGUUGGUGCUGCUGAAGUGCAUGGUGGGAUCUCGUGAGAAACUAAAGGCUUGUGCUGGUCAAUAUGAGACUAUGGAGCUUCUCAGGGCACUGGACCCACGAUACAUGCAGGAGGGCUAUCUCGUACAACAGGUCUUAGAGCUGCCCAUAUCUGCUCGGGACGUCGAGCGAGAGCACCGCAUACAGCUCAAGCGCUGGCGAAAAACUCACGGCGAGCUCAGCUACAAGUCCGCUCCCAGGCUGCACGGCGCAUAUGCCAUCAUGGCCGCUGAGCCACACACCCGACAAGACCUUCGUCAGAACCCCACCAUCAUCGUUCAGAAUCCCCUGGACUCGGAUCCUGAAUUCAGUCGCAAAAAGAGAGGCACCAUCCGAAAAGCCCCGAUUCCUCAUGUAGACGUCCCUAACCCCUAUGCCUUACCUACAGACCUCAAACCAGCCCCUAUCAAUAUUGAGCCGGAGAAACAAGACCAUCUCAAGCAAGCACCAUCCAACAAUCUACACAAUAUGCAACCUUCUCCAUCACAACAGCGCUCUUUACUUACUACACAAGAGAAGACGCCCGAGAACCAAGACCAUCUCAAGCAAACACCACCAUCCAACAAUAUACCAAAUAUGCAACCUUCUCCAUCACAACAGCGCUCCUUACUUACUACACAAGAGAAGACCCCCGAGAAACAAGACCAUCUCAAGCAAACACCACCAUCCAACAAUAUACCAAAUAUGCAACCUUCUCCAUCACAACAACGUUUCUUACUUACUACACAAGAGAAGACCCCCGAGAAACAAGACCAUCUCAAGCAAACACCACCAUUUAACAAAAUACCAAAUAUGCAACCUUCUCCAUCACAACAGCGCUCCUUACUUACUACACAAGAGAAGACGCGAGAGAAACAAGACCAUCUCAAGGAAACACCACCAUUUAACAAAAUACCAAAUAUGCAACCUUCUCCAUCACAACAGCGCUCCUUAAUUACUACACAAGAGAAGACGCCCGAGAACCAAGACCAUCUCAAGCAACCACCAUCCAACAAUCUACCAAAUAUCCAACUUUCUCCAUCACAACAGCGCUCCUUACUCACUACACAAGAGAAGACGCCCGAGAAACAAGACGAUCUCAAGCAACCACCAUCCAACAAUCUCCCAAAUAUCCAACUUUCUCCAUCACAACAGCGCUCCUUACUCACUACACAAGAGAAGACGCCCGAGAAACAAGACGAUCUCAAGCAACCACCAUCCAACAAUCUCCCAAAUAUCCAACUUUCUCCAUCACAACAGCGCUUCGUACUCACUACACAAGAGAAGACACCCGAAAAGCAAGACCAUCUCAUGCAAACACCACCAUUAAACAAUCUACCAAAUAUCCAACUUUCUCCAUCACAACAGCGCUCCUUACUUACUACACAAGAGAAGACGCCCGAGAACCAAGACCAUCUCAAGCAACCACCAUCCAACAAUCUACACAAUAAACAGCUUUCUCCAUCACUACAACGCUUUUUACUCACUACACCGGAGAGCAUGCUAGCCGAGAAGAUAGUACCUCCUCCCGCCCCAACUGUGCCUCCUCCUAUCCCAACCACUUAUCCAUUCCAACCACCAAAACAUCAAUCCCCUCCAAGUGUCUUUCGCACACCACCACCGCCACUAUCUCCCAAACCCUCACCAGACCCCAAAUCUACAAACCCAGCGGAGAUCCUUCAACGCUUCAAUCAAGGACUAGCCGCGGAGCUGCCUCCUCCUCCCCCCAAAGACUCCACACCAGCAACAAAUACAAACAACUCUGCCCACCCAAUAAACUCAACUUUGAUUCUUCCAAACAACAAACCUGUGAAUGGGAAAUCCAUUCCCGUUGCUCCCAGAGCUCUCGGUUUAAGUCUCUCCUGUGAGAGCGUGGGUUCAGAGGACACAUACCUGUAGCUUUCCACGAUCACGGUAUAGUCGACAGGGAGAAUGCAGCAUUGGAAACCAGCAAAAAAUAAUUAUUUUGGUGAAAUUUAGAAUUUGGGGUUGACGGAUGCAGUUUUUACCCCACUACAAAAGUCUAUGAUUUAUGCAUGGACACCACCAAAUAUCUGCAUUGGCGACUUUUGGAAUCUUAUAGGAAAUAAGCAAGUGAUCGUUUUCUCAGUUUUGUUGAAUUCUGCUAAAUGGGCCGUGCAGAUAAUCUCCAUAUGACAUUCCUGGAUAAGUACUAAAUAAAGCUGAAUAAAUUGUCUAAAUCUCCAGUGUUCAAUCAUAAUCAAUCAGAAUUUAUAAUUCAUUAUAGUAUCUCAGUUACAGUAUUAUUUGUUGCUUAACAAUAUUAAGUCGUUAUGUUGCAAUAGUUCUGAUAAUAAAAUAUAUAUAUAUGACUCGCAAAUCUAACAGUCUUACAUUGUUAACUACAUUUUUACCACUAUUAUAGACGGUGACAUUUAUUUUUGUUUUGUGAACGCAGCCUCAAUUUUAACACAUGAUAAAGAAGCAUUGCAGUAUAUUUCAGUAUAUAGUUCAGUAAAUGCGAUGACUGAUGGGAAGCUCAUUAUGAGUUUACAAGGAAAAUAUUCAAAGAGACAUAUGUCAAAUUUGAUGGCAUUUAAGGUGUAAUAGAUAUGAUGUUGAAAAGUGGUGCGGUAUGACAACACGUAAUUAUUUUGAAGCAAAUGUGGGAGAAACUAAGGACUGUAAAGGUAUUUCAUCUCAAGCCACCAGAUGGUGUGCUUUCAUUACAAAUGAUCCAUUUCAGUUUUUGACCACCAUCUGAAAAGUUGUGUUACAUUUGGGACUUUGCAUACAUUUAUUAUUUGUACAAAACAGACAUCAUCUGAGAAGAGUGGUGUGUUACAUUAGAAAACUAAACUAAAAGUGCUUUGUUCGGUCAGAACUUGUGAUCGGAUGUUAUAGGGAGUCGUAUUUUUUUUAAUAAUAGCUCGGAACAUUCAAGUAUGUAAGAUUUUCAGUUUAUCUUAUACUUUUCUUUGAAAUGAUGGGAGCAGUGUUUCAGUUAAUUGUGCUUGAAAUGACUUUGGCGAGAACUUUGGUUUGAAUGUUUAAUAUAUAACCAACAACUGACUGUCGCAUUAUGUAGAUUUUGUACAAAUAAAAGCACUUAUAAUCAGA